Molecule: messenger RNA, 2052 nt
Organism: Exaiptasia diaphana
Lineage: Eukaryota; Metazoa; Cnidaria; Anthozoa; Actiniaria; Aiptasiidae
Product: actin-related protein 5
Exons: 20
Coding region: 13-1959 (648 amino acids)
Biological process (GO): regulation of DNA-templated transcription
Cellular component (GO): Ino80 complex; cytoplasm
Source: RefSeq, a predicted model, not a curated record
CACAAAUACAAGAUGGUGGAAGGAGACUCUAAAAGUAGUAGUAGCGGAGUUAUCUUAAAAUUUAAAGACGAAGAAACUUCGCCUGACAGCUUUUAUGAAUAUCCUUCAAGCGUUCGAGAUGGCAAAGUUCCACUUAUCAUUGAUAAUGGUGGUUAUCAGUGUCGGGUAGGAUGGGCUACAGACAGUGCUCCAAAACUUGUAUUUAGAAACCUUGUUGCUAAGUCAAGGGGUAGAAAGGGAGAGCCAGACUCCGGUGGUAUUGCUGUAGGUAAUGACAUUGGAACUAUUGAGAUGUUGAGAUGGUCAGUCAAGACACAGUUUGACAGAGAUGUGGUCACACAUUAUGAAUGCCAGGAACAAGUUUUGGAUCAUGCCUUCAGUCAUCUUAGCAUCAAUACACCAGGGGCUGUAAACCAUCCCAUAGUAAUGACUGAACCAGUUUGCAAUCCAAACUACUGCAGACAGUUGAUGUCAGAGCUUCUGUUUGAGUGCUACCAUGUUCCAUCCAUAGCYUAUGGCAUAGACAGUCUAUUUAGCCUGUACAAUAAUUGUUCAUAUACARCAUCAUUAAACACCCUCAUUGUAUCGUCUGGUUAUCAAGUCAGCCAUGUUCUUCCYAUAGUCAAUGGAAGGCUUGAUGCUCAAAACUGCAAAAGGAUUAAUUUGGGAGGUGCAAGUAUUGCGUGGUACAUGCAGAGGUUAAUACAGUUGAAGCACCCCACUCAUGCAGCACAGAUAACUCUAGCAAGGGCACAGGUGAAUAAUGACAUCCUAAAAUGGGCUUCAACUGACUAUUAUGAUGAUAACAUAAAGAGAAUACAACUUCCCUAUCACCAGCCCCAAGUCCCUCAAAACGGCCCUGCCAAGAAUGAAGAAAAAGAAAAGAUACGACGUCAGAAACAAGGGAAAAGAUUACAAGAAAUUAAUGCCAAAAGACGAGAGGAAAAGAUUGCAAGGGAAGAGGCCAAACUGAAAGAACUAAAAGACAUCAAGGACUUAGAAUCCACUGAUGAGGAAGCUUUCAAGACUGCAUUGAAGGGAGCUGGGUUCCAGUCAGUUGAGGCUCUAAGUACUGCAAUCAAAAACCUCACUUCAUCAAUGGAGAGACGAAAGGAAAAGCUUGUUGCUAUGCAGACAGCGGCAGAAAUGGAUGAAGAAUUUAAGGAAAUUUACGAGGCACGUCAACAACGAAGACAAAGACGAGAAGAACUCGCUACAAGACGAAGCCAUGCAUCCAUGGAACGUAUGAGAAUCCUGUCCCGACUUGCUUACGAUCCAAAUGUCCGAGAUGAUGGGACUACAAGAAUAUCGCAUAAGAAAUCAAAGGAAGACACGUUUGGACAAAACGACGAAGACUGGAUGGUUUACAGGGCCAUUAAUAAAGACGCUGGUGACUCAGACAGCGAAAAAGAGCAAGAAGAGUUAACAGAGUUGGAAAAUUUGCUCAAAAAACACGACAAGGAGUUUGCAAGGAACGAAGAGUCAAAGGGAGGACCGGUUGACUUGGCUGAAUAUCAUCAACUUCAUCUUGGAGUGGAGAGAAUACGAGUCCCUGAGAUACUGUUCGAACCAGCUAUGGUAGGACUGGAGCAAGCUGGUAUCACUGACACUAUAGACUUUGUAUUGGGACACUAUUCUCCUGAAAGACAGAACUCGCUUGUACAGAAUAUCUUUUUAACUGGCGGAAACACUAUAUUCCCAAACUUUACUCAGCGCUUAGAGAAAUGCAUAGACAAAGCCCUCCAAGCAAUUCGACCUUUCAAAUCAACAUUCAAAAUCUACGAGGCCAGGAAUCCCAGUCUUGACUCGUGGUUUGGUGCGCGUAAGUGGGCGAGUAAAGCGUCCAACCUGACUCUAGGGAGCAUAUCUAAACACAAUUAUGAAGAAAUGGGAGCAGAUUAUUUAAAAGAACAUUUAUUAUCUAAUUUAUUCGUUCCUACUCCGCUAAACAAUCAGUAGUGAAAAGAGAGGCCUUUGAAAGCUCACCACACGGUUUAKCCAUCGAAAUUCAGAAAAUCUAUCUUCACAAUAGUGUAGCCUUUUAAUGGAAUU